Molecule: messenger RNA, 2442 nt
Organism: Plectropomus leopardus (leopard coralgrouper)
Lineage: Eukaryota; Metazoa; Chordata; Actinopteri; Perciformes; Serranidae
Gene: fjx1
Product: four-jointed box kinase 1
Biological process (GO): cell-cell signaling
Source: RefSeq, a predicted model, not a curated record
GGGGAGAGAGAGAGAGAGAAAGAGAAGGCAAGAUGAGAAACGGAGAGGUGCACACGGACAGAAAGCACCUACGACGCCAGCGGGUUAUAAUGGAAAGCGUUCAAUAGAGGAUAUCCGCUGUGGUGAUCCGAAAUGCUCCGUUUCCCGCAGAGGAGGGAUGUGACAAGGCAUCUGAACAGGACGGGAGAUGAGAUUCACACUGUGUCGGAGACCCUCUCCUUCCUGUGAUCUCAAACAGUCCGCCUGUGAGCGGCGGACGGGACACGGGGCGCACGCCUCACAGCCGCUCCACCUCAACUGUGGAUUGAAGAAAAUUCAUUAUUUCGGUCUUCUUUAAACCCGACGGAGCUCUGUGGGUCUCCGAGGGAAAGGGGGGUCUUCAGCAUGAGGGCUGUUUCAGCAAACUUGUUCGCUCUUCUUUUCCUGUGCGCCCUUGCGAGUGUUUUCUACGUCUGGAGCGCACUGGAGAACCGUUUGGAGCGACACAAACGGAGGUUCUCAACACCGGGCGGAGGGUCUUUUCACCAAGGUCUCCCAGCGGACCUAUCCGCCAAAACUUUCCGGGCAUUGCUCGCUGUCCCGUCGGCACAAAGACCGCACUUGGGGGGCAGACUUGAGGCUCGCAACCUCAGUGAUCAAACUGCCUCUGCAGGAAAUCGAGAUUACCAUGAGAAUGGGGAUAACAAGAGGUCAGCGCUGCGGGAGGGCCCGGUCAAGUUGGGCUCCCCGGUGGAGGAUGGGAUAUUUUGGAGUGAUUGGCUGGAAGAUCUCCUCCCUGUGGGCUUCACGGAGGAAUAUGCUCGGGCUUGGCGAGAGAGAGCCAGGACACACAGGAUAGUGAAGCUGGAGCCUGGAUGCGGGAGGAUAUCUAAUCAGCUCGCCACUUUUGCAGAUGGGACCAAAGCGUGUGUGCGUUACGGGAUAAACGCGGAUCAGGUGCAAGGGGAAACUUUGACGUAUUACCUUGCCAGUUUGCUUGGCAUCACAAACCUGCCUCCUCUCAUACUGUCCCAGCUGAACAGUGACAGUGAACAAUGGGCGGCUGUGAGGUCGCGGAUAGGUGGUUUACAGUGGAGUGAUCGAGCCGUGGUGUCUCUCACCGAGUGGGUCUCCAACCUGACCGGGGUGGUCACACCUGCGCCGCUCCGACAGGAGAGCAGCGGGCUGCAUCCUGUGCUCGUGGCGCUCUGGAACAAGACGACGGCGGAGCUGCUGGAGCUCAUGCAGUGGACCGACCUGAUCAUCUUCGACUACCUGACUGCAAACUUCGACAGACUCGUCAGCAAUCUGUUCAGCCUGCAGUGGGACUCGCGCGUAAUGGAAAGGGACACCAACAACCUCCUCAAAACACCCAGCGGUGACCUUGUUUUCAUAGACAACGAGGCAGGACUCGUGCACGGCUUUCGGGUGUUAAACAUGUGGGAGAAAUAUCACAAUACAGUGCUGAGCUCCGUGUGUGUGUUCAGAAAAAGGACCAUGCAGCGCGUGGCGGAGCUGCACAGGCGCAGAGACGCCAGAAAAAGGCUGCUGGAGCUCUACAGAGACAGCGAGCCUUUGUCUCUGGAAUUAGGAUUUCUCUCAGACGAGCACGCCGGUGUUCUCCAGGACAGGAUAGACAGAUUAUACAAACACAUUUUGCAUUGCAAAGGGAAGUACAGCCAGCUGUGAACAUUCACAGGUGAUGGAUUUGUUGUCUGCACGGUGUAACCAGCUCUGCAAACGCGAUUGGCACACCUGUGCUAAACUGAUGCGCAUUACACAAAACUGUCUUGAAUAUCCAGCUGAACUACCUCUUGUGAAUAGAAUGUGUUGCCUACUUUAUAAAUAAGUACAUUUGACACAUGUUUAUAAUCUCCCUGCUGAGAUUUCCACUGUAUGCCUCACAGAGAGGAAUGAUUAAGGCCAGUAUCCCGUCUUAACUUCACCCUACUGAAGCUCACCCUGAAAAGGAUUCAAUGUAAAGAAUAGGCUAUAGGGGAUCAUAACGCAGCCCUUCAUGUGUGUUUGGAUACUUGCCUUGUGUUCAACAAUCCUAACGAUAAAGUCCUAAGCCUUAACAUUUAUCGAGUCUUGAAUACUGUGUUUCUGUUGACAUUUGGCCCGCUUUUUAUAGGAAAUCAUUUGCACAGUACCUUGUCAUAGCAGCACCUGCACUCCUGUAAUUGUGUUUGGAUUGCAUAUUCAGCCUUAAAGUCAGACUGUGUAUCAUGUUGUAAAUGCAUUGUAAAUAUUGUCUGACGACCUGUUUUGGGAAUUUGAUGCUCCACUAAUUUAACGUGCAUUGUAACAUUCCAAAAUCUCUUGUCCUUUUUGAUAAAUACACUGUAAUUUAAUUUGACUGUUGUCGGACUAAUGUGUUUUGUAUGCAGUUUCCGCUUAACUGCCAUAUUAGAGCGCAUCAAAUAUUUACUUACGAGUCUGCCUCUGCACCUCCUGCCUCUG